Columba livia (rock pigeon) is the source of this 6770-nucleotide messenger RNA. It is a transcript of the gene ADAMTS3, whose product is annotated as ADAM metallopeptidase with thrombospondin type 1 motif 3. Gene Ontology annotation, cellular component: extracellular matrix. The record is from RefSeq and is a predicted model, not a curated record. The transcript is spliced from 24 exons. Gene Ontology annotation, biological process: proteolysis; extracellular matrix organization. Lineage: Eukaryota; Metazoa; Chordata; Aves; Columbiformes; Columbidae. The coding region runs from base 351 to 3638 and encodes 1095 amino acids. Gene Ontology annotation, molecular function: metalloendopeptidase activity.
GCCGCGCCCGGGGGCCGUUGCGGCUUUAUUAGCGCCCCAGGUUGUGAUGCGCGGCGCAGGCAGGGCGCAGCGAGCAACAGGAGGCGGCGCGGUGACUCGCCACCCCACUGCCGCCCGCGCCCAGCCCGCCCGGCUGCAGCCGGCCUCGGGGCGCCGGCGCUAGCGGGGUACAGCCCGUGCUUCUCGCGCCCUGCCCCAGCAACGGCGACGGGGGGGCACCGCCGCCGCCCGAGGGGAAAAAAGGAAAAAGACGAGGAAAAAACAAAGGGAAGGCGAACGGAGGAAGAGCGCGGUGGGGGCCGGGAGCGUGUGGUUGGGCUGGGCGGCGGUCCCCGGGCGGCCGGCUCGUGAUGGUGCUCCUGCCCCUGUGGGUAGUGGCAGCCGCGCUCCUGGGGGUCCGCGCUGCAGCCGGCCAGCAGGCUGGUAAAGAAGAACAGCUCCAAACAGAAUUACAAAAAAGCAGACUGAGACCGUAUGGGUUAGUGAUUCCAGUUAGUACCAAUGCAGAUGGAAGCUAUAUCUCCAAUAUCCUCUCUGCAAGUCACCAAAGAAGAUCAACACGGGAGGUAUCCCAAAGCCCCAAACAGCUGUAUUUUAACGUCACUGCAUUUGGAAGGGAAUUCCAUCUCCGGCUGAAACCCAACACUCGUUUAGUGGCUCCCAAGGCAGUAGUAGAGUGGUACGAAGACUCUGUGGAAACUGGAAAUGAUGCCGGUAAUACAAAUCAGACUAGAGCUGCUACAGAGAGAUUAUGGAAAAAAGAGCCCCUGUGGACCAGCUGUGCCUAUGUGGGAGACAUAACUGAUAUCCCUGGAGCUUCUGUUGCUAUUAGCAACUGUGAUGGUCUGGCUGGAAUGAUAAGAACUAAUAAGGAUGAAUACUUCAUCGAACCUUUGGAAAGAGGAAAGCAAAUGGAAGAGGAAAAGGGAAGAAUCCACAUGGUUUACAGGCGAUCAGCAGUAGCACAACAUCCCACUGAUAUGCUCCCUGAUGUCCAUAGAGAAGAGUCUCUUCUUGGCAGCCUCGGAGACCUGAGUUCCCUGUACAGCAGCAUAGAGCAGCAACUGAACAAAACCCUGAGGCAACGCAGGCAUGCGGGAGAUGAUGACUACAACAUUGAGGUGCUGCUAGGCGUGGAUGAUUCUGUCGUCCGAUUCCAUGGCAAAGAACAUGUUCAAAACUACCUCCUCACCCUAAUGAACAUAGUGAAUGAAAUCUACCACGAUGAAUCCUUGGGUGUUCACAUAAAUGUUGUGCUGGUCCGAAUGAUCAUGUUGGGGUAUGCGAAGUCCGUUAGCUUGAUUGAAAGGGGGAAUCCGUCAAGAAGCUUGGAGAACGUUUGCCGCUGGGCAUAUCAGCAGCAGAAGUCAGACCCCAAUCACUCUGAGCACCAUGAUCAUGCCAUCUUCUUAACCAGGCAAGAUUUUGGGCCGGCUGGUAUGCAAGGAUAUGCACCUGUUACUGGCAUGUGUCACCCUGUCCGUAGCUGUACUCUCAACCAUGAGGAUGGGUUUUCAUCAGCUUUUGUUGUUGCCCAUGAAACUGGUCAUGUGCUGGGAAUGGAGCACGAUGGGCAAGGGAACAGAUGUGGGGAUGAGACAGCAAUGGGGAGUGUUAUGGCUCCCUUGGUGCAGGCUGCCUUUCAUCGUUACCACUGGUCCAGAUGCAGCGGCCAAGAGCUCAAAAGAUAUAUACACUCUUACGACUGUCUUCUUGAUGACCCCUUCAAACAUGAUUGGCCUAAACUUCCUGAACUGCCAGGCAUCAAUUAUUCCAUGGAUGAACAGUGCCGCUUUGAUUUUGGCGUAGGCUAUAAAAUGUGCACAGCGUUCCGAACCUUUGACCCAUGCAAGCAGUUGUGGUGUAGCCAUCCAGAUAACCCAUAUUUCUGUAAGACUAAGAAAGGACCUCCACUUGAUGGCACAGAAUGUGCCCCUGGGAAAUGGUGCUAUAAAGGUCACUGCAUGUGGAAGAACACUAACCAGCUGAAGCAGGAUGGCAGCUGGGGACCCUGGACAAAGUUUGGCACCUGCUCACGAACCUGUGGAACUGGAGUUCGCUUUCGAACGCGCCAGUGCAACAGUCCAAUGCCCAUUAAUGGAGGUGAAGACUGUGCUGGUGUCAAUUUUGAGUUUCAACUUUGCAAUACAGAGGAGUGUCCAAAGCACUUUGAGGACUUCAGAGCGCAGCAAUGUCAGCAACGCAAUUCCCACUUUGAGUAUCAGAACAGCAAACACCACUGGCUGCCAUAUGAACAUCUGGACUCUAAUAAGAGAUGUCACCUGUACUGCCAGUCCAAAGAAACUGGAGAUGUUGCUUAUAUGAAACAGUUGGCACAUGAUGGGACUCGCUGUUCCUAUAAAGAUCCCUACAGCAUUUGCGUUCGUGGAGAAUGCGUGAAAGUGGGUUGUGACAAGGAAAUUGGUUCCAACAAGGCUGAAGAUAAGUGUGGUGUCUGUGGUGGAGACAACUCUCAUUGCCGAACUGUGAAGGGAACCUUCACCCGCAUUCCCAAAAAGCUUGGAAAAGAUAUAAGCAAGAGGUGCCAAAAAGAAUUCAAGUUUCUGGAGAAUGAAAUCUGGAAGACAAGAGGAGCAUUUACUUUGCCCAGAGGAGCACGCAAUAUUUCCCUUUCUGAAACAAAUGAGUCUAAAAAUAUGCUGGGGUACCUUAAGAUGUUUGAUAUUCCUCCUGGUGCUCGACAUGUGUUUAUCCAAGAAGACGAGGCUUCUCCUCACUUUCUUGCAAUUAAGAACCAGGCUACGGGACACUAUAUUCUGAAUGGGAAAGGGGAGGAGGCCGUAUCACGAUCUUUCAUCGACCUGGGCGUGGAGUGGGAAUACAACAUAGAAGACGACAUAGAAACUCUCCACACUGAUGGGCCCUUGCACGAUGCAGUGGUUGUGCUGAUCAUUCCUCGGGAGAAUGACACAAGAUCUAGCCUGACUUACAAAUACGUCAUUCAUGAGGACUCAGUACCAACUAUCAACAGCAACAAUGUCCUACAAGAAGAAACAGAUACUUUCGAGUGGGCGUUAAAGAGUUGGUCACAGUGCUCCAGACCUUGUGGUGGAGGGUUCCAGUACACCAAAUAUGGGUGUCGCAGGAAAAGUGAUAACAAAAUGGUUCAUCGCAGCUUCUGUGAAGCCAGCAAAAAGCCAAAACCCAUUCGCAGAAUGUGCAAUCUUCAAGAAUGCACACAACCCCUCUGGGCAGCAGAUGCGUGGGAAUACUGCACGAAAACCUGUGGGAAUUCAGGCUACCAGAUCCGUACUGUGCGUUGCAUUCAACCUCUUCAUGAUGGUGCAAACCGCUCUGUCCAUUUCAAGUAUUGUAGUGGAGAUCGCCCUGAGAGCCGCAGGCCAUGCAAUCGAGUACCAUGCCCUGCACAGUGGAAAGCUGGACCCUGGUCUGAGUGUUCUGUGACCUGUGGGGAGGGAACCAAAACCCGGCCAAUCAUGUGCCGUGCUGGUGACCAGUGUGAUGGAGAAAAGCCAGAAUCAGUGAGGGUUUGUAAACUCACUCCCUGUAAUGGAUUAUAUGAGUAUACAGCUCCAAGAUUGUACUUAUGGAACCUACUUAAAGGAGAUAAGUACAAAACCAAAUCUUCGCACUAUCACUUGAGUCAUGAAAUCUAAAUGAUCACAAAGCAAUUUCACAACAAUUAACCAGGAGAGAAGAGGACCAGAUAAGGUGCCCUGUCACUUAUGGAAAGGCAAAAAUAAUUGUCUGGUACCUUCUGUUUUGGUUUCUCACUUUAGGUGAUAUUAUUUGCUUGACUUACAUACUGAUAUAAUUGCAGUAUGUUAAUAAGAUGACUGCUGUAAUUUUCCAGAUCAGGUGCUUUCAUUUACACAGUAGCAUAAUGAUUGUUCAAGAUAUGAUGCAAAGAUUUGUGUUUCAAUAUUAGCUUUUCUAGUUUAGAUUAAAUCUGAUAUAGCCCUCAAAUUGCCCACGCUAGAUUCCUGCUGAAAAUAGUCUUAUAGAGCCUUUGUGGCAUACAUACAUUCCCAUGCAAAGUUGCAGAUUUAAUGCUAGGCCUGUCAAGAACCAACAAACAUUUAUCCAAGGAAGCACAUCAGGGAAGCAUGGAAAAAUUUUGUGUUACAUGCUGCAUUCACAUCAUUUGCUUUUUAUAAACAACAUCCCACAACCCCACUGACGUAUAUGUGUAUAAUUUUACAGAAUUCAGUGGAAUUAAGCUGAUUUACAGUGAUUCAGAGAUUUGGCUAUGGUUAAUAUUUUAAAACAGGAAAACUGGAUUGCCUAACAUACUAUUGACAUGUGGUGAGGCAGCAUCUGUACACAGGUGAAAAAAAAUCACAGUACAGAAAGUUAAUUUCAGAGCUUAAGUGGUGUUACAUGCCAUCUGUUGCGCAUUAAAAUGUUGACUACGUAAUUGCUAACUAUGAAUGGAGGACUAGACAUGAAACAGAUCUUCUCAAUAGCUGGGGUUAACUUUUGGCUUUUCCUGUUAUAAUUUGGCAUACUUCUAUUUUAAGUAAAAUCCGUCAUUACCAUUUUAAGCCAGCUACGGUAUCUUAGGAAAAUUCUGUUAAUGGCAACUUUUUGCCCCAAAGUGUUUGAAUAGUGACUGGAUGCACCAAGCUGCUCAUUUGUCCCCACUGCUGGUUUUAUAUCCUGUGAAGAGUUACAUGUUUGUAGGUUCCUGAUCUGAUUCUGGAGUGCUGCUAGGGCCUUGGUAUCCAAAUUAGGAGACUGAGGGGAGACAUAGAUGCCCUGUAUUUCUCAAGAGUCCCAGUUGCUGGGCUGAGUCCUCUGUGGGAGAGAGACAUAUUCAGCUGGAACACAACACCAAAAUGCACAGUCUGUUUUGAGGGUCCCUGUAGAUGUCUGUGAGAAGGUAAUUACCCCUCUCUGCCUACAGAUGCUUUGACUUGAAAACAGCAAGAUGACUCUUCUGAGUAGCAUUGACCUGCUGCAAGGCUGGACCAGGUCACCUUCUGAGGAACCUCCCUGCAUUAUCUUGUUGGGUGUUCAUGCCACCAAGGCACAUCAUAUUCUUAACUACACAGAUAAAUAACAGCAUAAGUGAGUGGUAGGAUGAGUUAGACACAGGGAGGAGAGUAAUAAGGAAGUAUUAAAUCUCCUCGUUUUAAAAUCUGCCAAUGGUGCAGGCCAUUUCAAAUGUUUGGAGCCAACCUUCAAUCUUCUUCUGUGCUUUAACACUGCUCUGCUCAGAUACAAACUGAGAAUUUGACUAUUUCUGUCAAAUGAGUAAAGUUUUAAUUGAAACAGUUUCCCCUACAGAAUACCAAACUAUGCAGGGAACAUGUACCCUCAUACAGUCCAUACAAUAGACUGCAAGACUAAGGACAGAAAUUCUCAACAGUGCCACCUGCUCAUGAAUGCUACAAACUCUCAGUGUUUGUCCCAGCCCUGGUGUUCCUGGUUUUGAUUGCGGGGUGACAAUAAAACUCUGGCAGAUGUAUUGUUAACCCCCUUUCCCCCCACUUCUCCUUCAGCCACUCCCUCUCCCCUCUUCCCACUAAGGACAGGCGAUUGGGAGGGAAAGAAGGACAGAGAGAAGAGAGCUGGAAAAAUUAAAAAUGUUUUACUAAUGCUACUAAUAAGAAUAGAGAAGAUAAUACAAAAUAAACAAAACCGAUCUUGAAAGUCCCAGCAACUGCAGAGCCAGCACCCGAAGUCCUGGAUUGGACUCUGCAGCCAACCGGAGCUGGAUUCAGUCUGUCACUAGGCCUCAGUUCGCAGGGACGACUAGCAUGGUCUUCUCCUAAUGUCGGCCAUAAGCAAAAAGGAAAAGAAAGGGACAAGAUCCUCAUGAUCUCCCAUUUUUAUAUGAAGUAUUCACAUGAAUGGAAUGUUAUACAGUGUUGGUCAGUUUCUUGGUCACCUGUUUCUUAUUGCCCCUCUCGCAAGAUGUAUCCAUUUGUUAUCAAUAACUUCUCAUUCCAUUGCUAUGUUUACCAAAACAUGUAUCUGGUUCUCCAGGAAAAUGCAGCUAAUAUGAAGGCUUUAGCUGACAGGCAAAUUCACUAAAAGAGAAACUUAUUUUUUAACAAAACCAGGACACCUGGUAACAAUAAAACUUAGGACUUCAUCUCCGAGUUCAUGUGACAGUCUGAAGGAGCCUGAGUACUGAUGUGCUCUUAGCUCAAUAUCAAAUUCUUAAAGAAACUUUGACAUUUUUGAGACCUCUGAUAGACCUUUGACCUCUUUAAGAUCUUGUCUCUAACUGAAAGGAACACCACACACAAGGCAUCUGAUGCCUGACCUAUCUGUUAAAAUUCAGAAAUAUAUUUUAUCCAACUAUAUAACCUUUUAGUUUAAGAGAUCAUAUAAAAGGCAUCUUUGAGAAAUAUUACUUGGGAUUUCUUUUCUUUAAGGGAAAAUUUAAUUGUUUUUAAUACAUAAUGUUGAUAGAUGAUAUCCUCAGGCUAGAAUUGAAGGUGGUGUGGGCUGGGUAGAGCUACAUCUGGCCUGGUGUUUGAGAGCUCUAGUACCUUAGCUCUGGAAAUUGUCUGUAGCACUCUGCAAAUCUAACAUGCCUUUCCACAGCUCUUUGAAAACGUCAGCUUCUGUGCACAUCAGAAGCAAAGUGACUGCUGAUUUCUUUGAUACCUGACUAGGGUUAUUUUUUAGGGUGGUGGUGAGUUCUGUCGGGGGAUGAAGCAUCUCAGGUUACAUAUCCAGAGUAGCCCAUCAUUUGGGGAAUAUAGUGAGAACUUUAUCUGUGCCCGUGUAAAUGCUGUCUGGGCAUUUCAGUGCUCUUCACUAGCUUUACCAUC